This is a messenger RNA of Raphanus sativus (radish), 648 nucleotides long. Its product is annotated as protein TIFY 5B-like. Bases 64 to 423 code for a protein of 119 amino acids. The record is from RefSeq and is a predicted model, not a curated record. The transcript has a single exon. NCBI's taxonomy places the organism in Eukaryota, Viridiplantae, Streptophyta, Magnoliopsida, Brassicales, Brassicaceae.
CAUUGUCAUCAUCACCAUCAAAAACUUCACAAGCCUUUUUACUCACAAAUCAAGAAAGAAAAAAUGGAGAUGCAAAGUAACUGCGACUUGGAACUUCGCCUUCUUCCUCCUCCUUCCUAUGAAUCAAACAGCUCUGAAAUUCCACAACCGAAGCAAGAACCUCAGGUCUGUGUUUCUUCAGAUCUUAUCCAUCUCCAGGCAACAGCUAUACUAUCGCUAGCGAGAAGAGAUAGGGAAGAGAGAUCACUGUCACUGGAAAGUUCAGACAGCUCAGAUCCUUCAGUAAUUCCAAGCAAUUUGUAUCGAGUUCAUCAUCAGAACGCCUCUACGAAGAGAUCUCUUCGUAGCUUUCUUCAGAAACGGAAUGUUCGGAUUCAGGCUUCUUCUCCUUACCGCCGAUUCCCAAUAAAUUUGUUUAUGUGAUUUCAGUUUUUCUCAUGUUAUUAGAUAUUUGAGUUAGCACAAUUUUAAUUAUUUGUGUUUUUUUCUUGCAACAUUGAAAGUUUAUGACUCAAACCAAACCAAAGACUCAUGUACAGAACCCAAAAGACAUACCUUUAUCACACCUUUUAAGUAUUUCCUCAUAUAUUUCAUCAUUUCAUGUUUAGUUUUUUCCUUGUAUAUAAGAGAUUGAUGUUCUAGCUUUAA